This is a messenger RNA of Microtus oregoni (creeping vole), 3282 nucleotides long. It is a transcript of the gene Wscd1, whose product is annotated as WSC domain containing 1. Gene Ontology annotation, molecular function: sulfotransferase activity. The record is from RefSeq and is a predicted model, not a curated record. NCBI's taxonomy places the organism in Eukaryota, Metazoa, Chordata, Mammalia, Rodentia, Cricetidae. The transcript is spliced from 11 exons. Bases 939 to 2657 code for a protein of 572 amino acids.
GUGUUUUGGCUUGGCAGUAGCGAGUAACGCGUGUGACCCGCGGUGUGAACGUCGUCUAGCAGGCCAGGACAGAUCACACCCCCCGCCCCUUAUCCCGGCUAUGAAGCCGAGACCCUUCUUGGAAGCCUAACAGCGGGCUUACGCCGGAGCCUCUAGGACCCGGCGGAGGCCGGCCGCUGUCCCCGGGCCGCGCGAGUGAGCAUGUGCAGACUGGGCGCCUGUUCGCCCGCUCCGCGCCCGCCGCUCGCUCCACUCCGCGCCCGCGGCUCAGCUCGGAGCCCGCCGGCUCCGCCACUGCUCAGUGCGGAAGUCCGCAACCUAGGGGAACUGUGCGACGUGGGCCUGGGCGCGUUGGUGUGCUCGCUACUGGCGCCGGGGGCGUGCGGGCGUCUGUGCUCCUGGCACUGCGGGGCUGCGGGCUCGGCGCCCCGGAAGGCGGGCGCCCCAGCCGGCCACGAUCGCGGGGUGGAGAUAUUCGCCAGAAUCUGCUCCCCCUCUCUCGUUCCGUUCCCAAGCCAGGCUUCCGGUCAGCGCAGGGUUUUCUCCAAUCUCUCGGUGAACUUGAACACAGGCAGAGACAAAACCGAAACCAGAGGGCACCUUCUGGACCAGUGGCCUGUUGCUAAAUGUGGGUCUCAAUUCAACCAGUUCAGCCCGGAAAGUGCAGCACACGUUCCUGAGACUGAUGAGGGCCAGGAGAACUGAGGGAUGGGGGAGACGGUGACUCUUGGGCAGAAACUACCAACACGGGGCUGGUGGCUGCUGAAGAAAAGCGAUGGUGACAUUUGAGACACACAGGGACAGCAGCACAGGAGUGUACUGACAGGUGUCCAGUGCCAGGAUGCUGGGAUGACACCUCUGGAGGCCCUGGCGUCCCUCCUGCCCAGGUGCUAGGAGCCGUCCCCAGGCUCCAGCUGGGAGCCCUGCUGCCCAAGGGCAUGGCCAAACCUUUCUUCAGACUCCAGAAGUUUCUCCGCAGAACACAGUUCCUGCUGCUCUUCCUCACAGCCGCCUACCUGAUGACCGGUAGUCUGCUGCUCUUGCAGAGGGCCAGAGUGGCCUUCCCACAGGCCCUCCGGGCUCCUGGCAGCCUGCAGGCCUUGCCGGUGGCCACUGUAGCACUGGGUAUGGGCCUUCUGGAUGGCAGAGGCCUCCAUGACCCCCACAGUAGCCCUCACCUAAUACUUGAUGUGGACACACUGAGGAGUCCUCUGGCCCGACUGCCACCUGGAAUCCGCUGGCCCCGCAGGAACCGCAGCUCACCGAGGCGGCGCUGGCUCCAUCACCUCAACAAUGACCCCCAGGGACCACCCACCCUGGGCCCUGAGGCCUCUGGACCAGUGAGCCGCAGCCAAGGCACUUACCUGGGAUGCUUCAGUGAGGAGGGCCAGGAAAGAACUCUGAAGGGGACAGUGUUUUAUGACUUGAGAAAGAUGACCGUGUCGCACUGCCAGGAUGCGUGUGCUGAGCGGUCCUAUGUCUAUGCUGGCUUGGAGGCUGGCGCGGAGUGCUACUGUGGGAACCGGCUGCCAGUCACACGCGUCAGCCUGAAGGAGUGUAACCAGGAGUGCAAGGGGGAGAAGGGCGCCUUCUGUGGGGCUGUUCGUCGGCUCUCCGUGUACAGCGUGGGGCUGCAGCAGUCGGGCUCCAGGAAGCGACGGACUGCCACCUACCGAGGGUGCUUCCCACUGCCAGAGAACAUCACCCACACCUUCUCCUCCUCCCUGACACAGGCCAACAUGACUGUGGAGACAUGCUCUGGAUUUUGUUCCCAGAAAGAGUUUCCUCUGGCCAUCCUCCGGGGCUGGGACUGCUAUUGUACCUACCCUACCCCUCAAUUCAGCCUGCGGGAUGCUGUGGAUGGAACACUGUGCAGCCAGGCCCCUGAGGCUCAGGAGCUACCUGGCUACUGUGAGGUUUACCAGACACCUGUACAAGACACCCGGUGCACAGACAGGAGGUUCCUGCCCAACAAGUCUAAAGUGUUUGUGGCUCUGUCAAGCUUCCCUGGAGCUGGGAACACAUGGGCAAGACACCUGAUCGAGCACGCCACUGGCUUCUACACAGGAAGCUACUACUUCGAUGGAACUCUGUACAACAAGGGGUUCAAGGGUGAGAAAGACCAUUGGCGUAGCCGGCGCACCAUCUGUGUGAAGACACAUGAGAGUGGCCGGAGGGAGAUCGAGAUGUUUGACUCCGCCAUUCUCCUGAUCCGGAACCCCUACAGAUCUCUAGUUGCUGAAUUUAAUAGGAAAUGCGCUGGACACCUGGGCUAUGCCCCUGACCGCAACUGGAAGAGCAAAGAGUGGCCAGACUUUGUGAAUAGCUAUGCCUCCUGGUGGUCCUCGCAUGUCCUAGAUUGGCUCAAGUACGGGAAGCGGCUGCUGGUCGUGCACUAUGAAGAGCUGAGGCGCAGUCUGGUGCCCACGCUGCGGGAGAUGGUGACCUUCCUCAACGUCUCUGUGAGCGAGGAACGGCUUCUCUGUGUGGAGAACAACAAAGAGGGCAGCUUCAGGCGACGUGGCCGGCGCCCUCAUGACCCGGAGCCCUUCACCCCUGAGAUGAAGGACCUGAUCAAUGGCUAUAUCCGGACAGUGGACCAGGCUUUGCGUGACCACAACUGGGCUGGCCUGCCCAGGGAGUAUGUGCCCAGAUGAUAGGCCCACCCUGGCUACCUGGUCCUGCUGAGAUGCAGCUGGACUAACGGGCUGAACACUGCUCUAGUGCACUGAUCUGUGGACCCCUGGGCUGCAUGGCUGCUGGCACACAGUCAGCAAGGUGUUCUCGCGGGUGCAACUUCAUGAGCAGGGGAUCCACCAAGCCUGCCCAGACAGAUGUGCAUCACAGGACACUCCUUGCACAUCAUCAGACACACUUAGACAUCAUCCACCACUCACAGUGCCCAUCUUUAUGUGCCUAAGCCAAUUGAGUAGGGUGGACUAGACACUCCCAGCUUUGCAAACACAGCCAGAUGUGGACACAUACGUACAGGUGCCAGGGUGUAUGCUUACAGAGACUGACUGUCUGCCUCAUAUAGACACACGUGCACACACUCAAGGCUACGGGAGGCCUUUGGCUUCCUGGGUCCAGCUGGGCACAAACUGGACUUUUGGGGCUUUUGGCUCUGGAAUACCAUACUGGGCUGGUGGUAUUGCUCCAGGCAGUACAGUGGGAACUGGGGGGAUGGAGGUACACAGAGUGUUGCUGAUGGGUACUGUGUGACCCUGGCUGCGUGUCUGACAUCCCAUAAAUGUGUGUGCUGUGACAUCCUGGCACUGCAAA